Molecule: messenger RNA, 2397 nt
Organism: Didymodactylos carnosus
Lineage: Eukaryota; Metazoa; Rotifera; Eurotatoria; Philodinida; Philodinidae
Source: the annotation of a GenBank genome assembly
AUGGCAAUAUUUGGACUUCAAAUCGUAUUAUCAUUAAUUGUAUUUUGUAUCUUGACGAAAUUGACAAAGUAUUAUUCAAUUGGAAGGUGGUUAUUAUGUAAAGGUUUAUAUCGAUACUGGCCACCUACAAAUGAUGAAUUUAAAACAGCGAUUAAACAACGAUAUAAAGAACCUGGUAAGAUAAAAAAAUCAAACAAUUAUUUAUCAUCAUCAUAUCAACAACGAUCAUCAAAAUCAUCCACUACUAAUAACACUGAUCAAAUUGAAGAAUUUAAUAUACCCAAUGAUAUAUCACUUGAACUUAAGUUAAUUCCACUUGUUCAUCGUGAUGUUAUUCAAGUUAAAUAUGCUGAUGAAUUUUUUAGCCUCAUUGAUUUUUCAUCGGCAAGUAUUUUCAUAUUUAUACUGACGGAACUUUACAUGUGGUUAGUGCCAAUUAUACGUGGUGGUAGUGCAACUGGCUCAGUAGUUAUUAAUGAACUUAAUCUGAGUCUAUUAUGGUGUACGAUUUCAAUUGUGUUAUGUGUAUGGACCCUUCUACGUAUUGUUCGACAAUAUUUAAAGUCAGAUGAAGGUAGUCUAUGUGUCAUUUUUGGCACUCUAUCAUUUCUUAUAUCAAUGUGUAUACAAUAUUUUGAUGAAAAAAUAUUUCAUAUUAAUUUAAAAGAAACGUAUGGAAAUAUUUCAAACAUAACGUCACAAGUUUACAAAGUGGAUAUUGAUGAUGAUGGAGAUGUUCAAAAACAAUAUUUAAAUCGAAAUUUUAUUUACAUUGUUGUUAUUCUAUCAUUGUUUAGUUCAUUGUUAUCUGUUAUACUUUUUUUUCCAGCGUUUCGUUUCGGUCAAAUACAACAGUUAUUUAUUAAAAAACCACAGACGACAAUAAAACAGAGAUUAAUACUUUUAUUAACAAUCAUUAAUUUUGUAUUACCAUUAUUUAUUUGUUUAUUGUGGUUAAAACCGAUAACAAAAACUUUACAAUUAAAUGUAUUUUCAAAGAUUGCUACAGAAGAUACUGUGAUUGACGAAAGACAACUUUCAAGACUGAAAAUCGUAUUGACAAUUUUAUCUAUUGCCAUUCGUUUGCUUCUAUUCAAAUUGUACAUUCAGACUUAUUUAGAUACAGCCUAUGAUCGUGUUAAAUGUAUCUACGAACAACAACAACAACAGACGAAUAAUACAGCAAGAAUAACAAAUAUAACAUAUCAGAGAAAUGUCACAUCAAUAUUUCUUUAUCUCGGUGUUAUAGCGUGCAAUCUAAUAUUACCCAUCUUUAUUCAAUUAUUCAUCUGUUUUCUCUAUAAAGUAUUAGGCAAUGUUUCAUGGAUUACAAACCUUCCAUCUUCACUUCCAAUACAACAAUCGUCACCAGCAUCAUUACCAUUAUGGUUACAACAAUUGGAUACCUAUGUUUUUUCUAAUACGACAACAAAUUCAACAUUAUCAUUUGUAACAACAUGGAAUGAGUUAAAAACACUCGUCUCUAGUCAAUAUGUAGCGGUUAUAUUUUCUUAUUUUCUAUUUUGUUUUGCAUUACUUUUUAAAUUGGGAACAAUGCGUUCAUUAACUGUUGAUGAGGUUCGUCGACGAUACAAUCGACAAGUGUUGUUUUGUAUGCGAAUUAAAGGUGCAGCCAUAUUUGUUGGCCUUUGGGAUUUGAUGAUUCAUACAGGUGCAUUAUUUGCGCUUAUGUAUAUGUUUUUGCGUAUGCCAACCGAUAAUAGUUAUCGUGUUGCUCCGAUGCCUACACGAAAAAUAUUGACCGAACCUAUUGAUACAAAUAGUGUUAUGUUGACAAAAAUAAUGGAUGCAAGACGAUAUGGUCCAUCAUUUACAACAGCAGAUUUAUAUACAAAUCUCGAUUACAUGACAUUUAAAUGGUCACGUUCAUUAAGUCAACAAGACAAAUGUAUCGUUUUCUUUGUUACUUUAUCGGCUACGGUUGUUACACUGGCAGCACUUUAUGGUGUAUUAACGAGUAAACCAUCGUAUAUUGUGCCGUAUUUUUUGAUCAAAGUGUUUAAUGUGAUUGUCUCGGUAUUAACCAUGCUUGGUUUUUAUGCAUAUUUGCCAGAUAUAACAAUGUGGAUUCGUAUGCAACCGAAUUUUCCAUUUAAGCAAAAUUUACUUGAAUUAGGUCAACAAACAUUGCAAUUGGUUUUAUUUGCAUUUUUGUUAUUCAUCGUUUUGGCUAAACUAUACAUUGCUGCUGUGGUCUGGUAUGCUUAUGGAUACAUUACAGCGUUGAAUGUUGCACGCUCAACUGGUACAACAGCUGAUGAUGAAACAACGUCAGCAGAGCUCUAUUCACCACCGAAAUACGAAGAGGCAAUCAAACAAGAACAUUAUUACUCAGUUUUACCGCCGCCACCGUAUCAACCACUAUUGACCAGUUAA